Seriola dumerili (greater amberjack) is the source of this 1277-nucleotide messenger RNA. Its product is annotated as alpha-(1,3)-fucosyltransferase 9-like. The record is from RefSeq and is a predicted model, not a curated record. Gene Ontology annotation, cellular component: membrane. The transcript has a single exon. Lineage: Eukaryota; Metazoa; Chordata; Actinopteri; Carangiformes; Carangidae. Gene Ontology annotation, molecular function: alpha-(1->3)-fucosyltransferase activity. The annotation marks the transcript as partial.
UGCCUGCUGGUAGUGUGUGUCCUAGUCCUUUUCUUUGUGUACUACAAGCCUGAAAUCAAGUUCCCCACAUCUCUGUGUGCAAAGGAAGUACAGGCCCAGGUCUCGAACCAUUCACCAGACCAGCACAUCAACUCACUUCAUAAUGACACCCAGAGGGUCCAGGCUACAGCAGUGGACACUGAGCUCAACACUGUUCUGUUGAUCUGGAUGUGGCCAUUUGGCUCCAAGUUUGAUCUCAACUGCAAUAUAUUCAAUAUCAGAUGCCACUUGACAGAUGACAAGUCUCUCUACCAUAAAGCCCACGGGGUCAUCUUCCACCACAGGGACAUAACGGUUGCAUCUUUACCAAAAGAGCCACGUCCCUGGUUUCAGAAAUGGGUGUGGUUUAAUAUGGAGUCACCUGCACACUCUGGUCAAAUCCCUGAAAUCAAUCACUUAUUCAACUUGACAUGCAGUUAUCGCCUCGAUUCAAAUAUUCCUGUGCCUUAUGGGCAAUUGUUGCCACUAUCAUCUGGGAUUGAGAGUUUUGAACUGCCACCAAAGGACAAGUUGGUCUGUUGGAUUGUGAGCAACUGGAAUCCGAACUUCAGAAGAGUUCAGUUCUACAAUGAACUGAAAAAACAUGUCCAGAUAAACACUUACGGGAGGGCUUUUCAGCAACGUGUUAGUGAUCAAGACUAUACGGAGAUAAUCUCUAGUUGUAAAUUCUACUUCUCCUUUGAAAACUCUAUUUACAAAGACUAUAUUACAGAGAAGUUAUUUCGUCCUAUGAAGCUAGGAAGUGUACCAAUAGUUUUGGGACCUCCAAGACAAAAUUAUGAGGAACACAUCCCAGCGGAUUCUUUCAUUCAUGUCGAUGACUUUUCCACUCCAAAGGAGUUGGCAGAGAGGAUACUUUACCUCAACCGAAAUAUCACUGAAUACAUGAAAUACAUCAAUUGGAAAAACAGGUUUGAAGUUCAAUUGGGUGGGUUUGGCCAAGAACAUGCCUGCAGGACUUGUAGUUACUUACAAAAGAACAGAAGAUACCAAGCUUUUCAUGAUCUUAACAAAUGGUACUGGGGUUAAUAGUACUCUAACAAAAACAGCAUCUGCCAAAUUACCUUUCAGUCUGGGACACUGACAAGUAUGGGCUCGAAGUAAAAGACUUAAGUCGUUUCACCUGAAUUGUCUGUUGUUUCUACAAACAUGAGAUUGAUUCCACAUUGAUUGUGGCUUGUGGUAAAGCUGUCAUAAAACACACUUUUUUUCUUUUUUUUUCGGUGAAGCAAGAUAAA